UAAGUGAUUGCUGACUACUCCUUCCUUUGAGUGUUCUCCUUUCAUUUCAUUUCUCACAUAUCACUUCACUCCCUUCUAUCCUAUUCUCUUUGUCCCUUCAUUAAACUCUCAACAAAAUCACUUAUUCUCUUAAUCUUAAUUUUACUCUUUAUGGAAAUUGAACAGCCACUACCCACCAUCCUCAUCAAGUCUAGAUUCAAACGCAUAUGUGUUUACUGUGGUAGCACUCCUGGAAGAAAUCCUAGCUACCAAAUUGCUGCUAUUCAGCUCGGAAAACAAUUGGUGGAAAGGAAGAUUGACUUGGUAUAUGGAGGAGGCAGUAUUGGGCUGAUGGGUCGUAUCUCACAAGUUGUUUAUGAUGGCGGAUGUCACGUGUUAGGAGUCAUUCCAAAAACACUUAUGCCAAAAGAGAUAACUGGUGAGAGUGUUGGAGAAGUAAGAGCAGUAUCAGGGAUGCACCAACGCAAAGCUGAAAUGGCUAAACAAGCUGAUGCUUUUAUUGCCAUGCCAGGUGGAUAUGGCACAUUGGAAGAACUACUUGAAAUUAUUACCUGGGCUCAACUUGGGAUCCAUGAUAAACCUGUGGGGUUAUUGAACGUGGAUGGUUACUACAACUCAUUGUUGGCAUUCAUGGACAAAGCUGUAGAUGAAGGUUUUGUAACACCAGCUGCCCGUCACAUUAUUGUAUCUGCCCAAACUGCCCAAGACCUCAUGUGCAAACUUGAGGAAUAUGUUCCUGAGCAUUGUGGUGUGGCUCCUAAGCUAAGUUGGGAGAUGGAACAACAGUUGGUUAACACAGCAAAGUCAGAUAUUUCUCGUUGACUAAAAUUUAAUUAAUCAAAAUAUUAAUCAACAAUUACAGUACUAAUCCACCGUCACGUGGACCCUACUUUUUAGUGCUUAAUAUUUAAUCUCAACCCAAAAGAAACAAAACCAACUCGUAUAGAUGUAAGCUUCACAGAUUAGUUCUUGCUUUGAUUUGUUUUUUAA
Messenger RNA from Vicia villosa (hairy vetch), 990 nucleotides. Its product is annotated as cytokinin riboside 5'-monophosphate phosphoribohydrolase LOG1-like. The record is from RefSeq and is a predicted model, not a curated record. NCBI's taxonomy places the organism in Eukaryota, Viridiplantae, Streptophyta, Magnoliopsida, Fabales, Fabaceae. Gene Ontology annotation, molecular function: hydrolase activity, hydrolyzing N-glycosyl compounds. Gene Ontology annotation, biological process: cytokinin biosynthetic process. Bases 151 to 822 code for a protein of 223 amino acids. The transcript is spliced from 7 exons. Gene Ontology annotation, cellular component: nucleus; cytosol.